Messenger RNA from Nematostella vectensis (starlet sea anemone), 3053 nucleotides. RefSeq names its product lysophosphatidylserine lipase ABHD12. Gene Ontology annotation, biological process: phosphatidylserine catabolic process; monoacylglycerol catabolic process. Gene Ontology annotation, cellular component: endoplasmic reticulum membrane. Gene Ontology annotation, molecular function: monoacylglycerol lipase activity; phosphatidylcholine lysophospholipase A1 activity. The record is from RefSeq and is a predicted model, not a curated record. The coding region runs from base 67 to 1113 and encodes 348 amino acids. The transcript has 14 exons. Lineage: Eukaryota; Metazoa; Cnidaria; Anthozoa; Actiniaria; Edwardsiidae.
ACUCUCUAGUGACUAGCGGUCAGCACCAGGAACGCCUUGUCAAUAACUGAUCUGAACGGAGUAAAAAUGUCUCAAACUGCUCGAUUUAGAGGCAAAAAGGAAAAUAAAGAUGGACAGACAUCUAAAGGAAAUGCGCAAAAUCUGGAAAGUGAAAAAGUAGUUACAAAAAGCAAAACCUGGUCAUUGAUUAAGUAUAUACUUAAGUUGGUUAUUAUUAUACCAGUGGUCCUAUACCUGUUGGCUGUUACUCUGAUCUAUACUUCAUCAUUUGUGAGAGAACAAGCAAUAUUUCUCAAUUAUGCUAAUAAUCCAUUUGUUAACUUCUCAACCCCUGAAGCUUAUGGUGCAAAGGGUGCAAUAAAUUUCCACAUUAAUGGACCUGCAGGAAAAUUAGGUACUUGGUACAUUCCUGCUAAAGAGAUACCUAAUACAAACCUUGGGGAUGGUCAACCUAUAUUUCUUUAUCUCCAUGGCAAUGCCUUCAAUAGGGCAGAACCUCAUAGAGUAGCCUUAUACCAGGUGUUAUCAAAGCUUUCCUUCCAUGUUGUGACAUUUGACUAUCGAGGAUUUGCUGACUCAGAAGGCCACCCAUCAGAGGAAGGUCUCAUUGAAGAUGGUUUAACAGUUUGGAAAUGGAUCAAGAGAAGAAGUAAAAAAGCACCCGUCUACAUUUGGGGGCAUUCCCUAGGAUCCGGAGUGGCCACAGGUGUUGCCGAAAGGCUGACACAGAUGAGAGCACCACCUAAAGGUCUCAUUCUUGAAGCUGCAUUCAACAGUGUAUAUGAUGCUGGACUUGAUCACUCUCUUGCAAAGCCAUUCAAGUUUCUACCAUACUUUCAUGAGGUUGUCAUGGAAAGCUUCAAGGGAGUCUUUGAAACUGACAAAAGGCUGGGAAAUGUUAACUGCCCAGUACUGAUGCUUCAUGAUCAUGAUGAUGAUAUUAUCCCCUUCAAGUAUGGUAAAAAGCUUCAAGUAUACGCCACCAAGCAACGGCGCGCCAAAGGUUUUCCAGAAAUAGAGCUGUUGGAAUUCCACGACAAACUUGGCCAUAACUGGAUCAUCACAUCUAAGCUUAUCCCUGGGCUGCUAAGAGAUUUCAUGAAAAAAGUGUAGCGAGAUCAAGAAGAGAAAGGCGAAGCAUGAUAUCCUCCGCUGUUCCCUGAUCUUAACUUCUUAUAAUCAGCAUUACCAUGUCGACCAAGACCUCGCGUAUAGGGGCAAUACGUAAGAACGCGCACUGGAUUUUAUCCUUGCAUAUUUUUUUAAAUUAGGCUUCGGAAAGCUAAAGAGAAUAUAUUUAAACCGACGUCUCCACUGCCUACUUAUCAUUUUAUCUAUUUAAAUAAUUCCUUACAAGGGGAAAGCUUUGCAGUUUUCUUCGCUCCAAACAACACAAACUGAAACAUUAGACAGUAACUGUUUCUGACUUUUUAUUUCUUACCGACAGUACUUGAUUCAAAAACAAAAAGCGGACUUAAUUUUGUAUUUUUCAUGGCACUUGAACUCUAGAAACCACUGUUGUCUCAGUGUAAACAUUGUGUGUUAACACCCUGCAUGGUUUUCCAUGCCCAUAUCGAAUUGAUAAGGUGUCAGUAACUCUCGUUUAUCUCAUUGAAUCGUCCUUGUUCUUGAGAAAAAGUAAGUUUUAUCGAAUCCCGUGCCCAUAUAAAAGAUAUCAUAACACAGUAACACGAGUACGCCAUUAAUAUUAUUUGAAUUUGUUUAAAAACGUCGAAUCAGCAUCACCUUAUCCUACUGUCGACCCAGGUCGUAUGAACACUAAUUGUAUAUUCAAUUUUUUUACGAAACUUUUAAAAACUAAACGAGAAUACAUAUAUUUAAACCGAUUUAUCAUUUUGUUUCCAUAUUGUUAUUUGUUCUUUAACAAAUAGCGAAACUUAUAGAAAUGUAUUUUUGUUUUUAUAAUAUAGCCUACACAUAUCUAAAGCGAUAUUCACAAUGACUACUAAAUUGCUUUUGUUUUGUGUUUGUUUGUUUUUUUUUUUAAUAGAAUCUAGGCUAAAUAAAGAGUGUGGGGUGUUUUCCUGAAACACAUGUAAUGAUCUGUAUAAAUCACAUAAAAGAUGGUACGCAGGCUAGAAGUUUGUCUAAAUGUUUUGUUUGCUUAAGAACGGGGAUUUAACCCCUGAAAAUCGGCACUGCACAUCUCCUUCCCACCCCACCCCACCCCGGUAUUUUAGAUCUCCUAAAAAUAAAUAAAAUAAAAAAAAAGCUAAUGAAUUUCAUGGUAAUAAUUGUGGCUUCUCUGUAGAUUGCUGCCUCGUCGAGUGCGCUCUCUUUGGUUGAUUCAAAUUUGUUAUAUUACUGUGUCACCUCUAGUGGAUGUAGACCAUUUUGAGAAAAGCAACAAAACAUCCUAAAGUGAAGCUCGUGCAAUUAAGAAAAAAUCCUCUAUAGAUGACUUGAGAAAAUAAAACCUUUUAAGAUCAUUUUGAUACCUGUAGUUAGAUUGGAAAACUGUUAGGUCGAGGUUUUAAUGAGGCGUAAAAGCAAUUAACCCUAAUGGUUCUGUUGGCGUCAGGUGUUGAAUAAAACGUGACUUGUAAGAAAGUAAAGCCUAGAUUAAACGGUGUGCCAGGGUCGCAUUAUCUAGAAAAAUUCGACAGAUAAUGCGACGUUAGCACGCCGUUUAUUGCGCACGAAAUUGAAUUAAUGAGGAGGUCGCACCAACUUUCUGGAGCGGGUGGGCUAGUCGGAUAAUGCGACUUUGGGACGGCGAGGGAUUUUUUAGCGCUAGUAUCAUUUAUUUUGCAUGUAUGUGCAUUAUUAGGGCACAAAUAAACGAUAAGUAAUUAAAUAAUUAUUUUAGGAUAUUGUUUGUCAUAAAGGGCUUAUUGUUUGUACGGAGGCGCUAACGUUUGUAAGAAGCAUGCAAAUGACUUUCACAAAAUACUAUUGUUUGCACUUGCUGUAAUAAAAAUGUUAAUGAAUAUUUCUUUCACUGUAUUGAUUGCGAGUUCUCGUAUUAUUGAUAUUUUAUUUGUGUUAUUGUUAUGUACCAACGCGCAAAUAAAAAUGGAUUUUUCAUUCCU